Messenger RNA from Colletotrichum chrysophilum, 2286 nucleotides. RefSeq lists its product as uncharacterized. Gene Ontology annotation, molecular function: DNA-binding transcription factor activity, RNA polymerase II-specific; transcription cis-regulatory region binding; zinc ion binding. The record is from RefSeq and is a predicted model, not a curated record. Lineage: Eukaryota; Fungi; Ascomycota; Sordariomycetes; Glomerellales; Glomerellaceae. Gene Ontology annotation, biological process: positive regulation of transcription by RNA polymerase II. The transcript has a single exon. The coding region runs from base 1 to 2286 and encodes 761 amino acids. Gene Ontology annotation, cellular component: nucleus.
AUGGUCGACAGGCCGCCGUCGCCGGCCGAGGAGGGCCAGACGACCCGGCCACGUCCGCACCCUCCUCCACCACCCACCGAUCCCGACCCGGACCAACCACCGGCAAAGAAGAAGAGGACCCGGACACGAACCGGAUGUCUCAAUUGCCGCCGCAAGAAGCGCAAGUGCGACGAGGGGCGGCCGGCGUGCGGAGGCUGCUCUCGCCGCAAGGAAAGGUGCGAAUGGGGCAUCAAAGUCACCUUCCGUGCCGAGAACGCCCAGACGAUCCUGCAAGACCACCCGUCAAUGAGAAAAGCUAGGAGACCACCCCCACGGCGGCAUUUUGAGAUUCUUGAUGUCACAAGCGAGGUCAUUCGGGACUAUCACCUCCCACCAGGCUUUCACGACUACGACUCCGAACCGGAACCAGAACCCUCACCGCUGUCACCACCAGGAGGUGAUGGUGAGGGAGACCGUCGCAAGAGCCUCGAGGAUGAUGAGACCAAGACCUUUGACAGCCCUGUAUCAUAUACGACAUCGACGGCAGGUGGCCAUACGGCUUCCAUCGCGGGCUCGAGUACCGCAAAACGAACGCUGUCUUCCUCAGGGCCUAGUUCUGCACCAACAGAUCCGGUUGCUGUGUCGGGCUUUGGCUCGCUUUUGACGCCAUCAACACGUCGAGAUGACGACACCAGCGACAAGGGGCACGCGCAGACGGGCGACCGCAUGGAUUUCCAGGCGUCGCCCUCAUCUGCAUCGCAGCAGCUGCUCACCGACAAUGCUGUCGCAAACCUGAUAUACCUUAGCCAGGGCGGCGGUGGUGCUGGGCAGGGGCCACACGACCAUCACUCAACAACCACGGUCAGCGGCAUUCCCAUCACAACCCUCGCUCUCGACCCCCUGAUAGACGCGCCCUUCGAGUUUAUGGACCAAAUGUUCACGCCAGAGGGCUCCUACGAAGACGGAAUCUUCUUGCCAGGAUCCGCAUACCACGAACUACACUCAACACUAAGAAACCACCUCAUCCAAGAGGUACGGUCAAAUGGGCCAACAAGACCAGGUUCGCCAGCCUCUGGUCAGAACUCAAGACGAAGAUCCAUCGACGCCAGCUCUGGUGAGAACUCGUCCGCCGAAGCGCCUGAGGCGACUGGAGAAAUAUCUUCGGAUCACGAGCCCCCUUUCCUACCCCUGGAAGAGGAGUGUGCGCUAUGGAAGAACUGGGUGGAUGAGAUCUCACCCUGGCUGGACAAGUUUGACAACCAGCGGCACUUCCAACACUCCUUACCGACCAUGGCUCGAUCACAUGACCACCUGCGCUAUUCAAUGCUUGCCUUGUCUGCCCGGCAACUGGAGCUGAAGAACCGGGACCGGCCGACGGAUCAGAGUCUAGCCCUUUACCAAGAAGCGAUACACCUUUUACUACCACAACUCUCAACUCGGACAACAGCCGUCAUAGCGUCCUGCGUGGUGCUCUGCGUGUUGGAGAUGGCCAGCUGUUCGCCAAAAGCUUGGCGAAGACAUUUGGACGGCUGCGCCAGUCUAAUGGAGGCCGUCGGCAUGAACGGCUUCGUAGGCGGUGUCGAGCAAGCUCUCUUCUGGUGCUUUGCCAGAAUGGAUGUCUGCGGCGGUCUGAUCUCGUCGGUGAAAACUCUGAUCCCGGUCAACCACUGGGCGUCGCAAAUCGACCUCGAGGCAGACGUCGGGUUGUUCCUCUCCCACCCCGGCCAUGAUAUGUGGGCGAACUAUGCAGUCUAUAUCUGCGCCCAGGUCCUUGACCUCUUGGCCCCACUGGCCAAGGCGAACCCGGGUGGACUAUUCUUUGACGGACCUAGGAAUGACAUGAGAUACCGAGUGCGGUGGAUGAAGCUAUGGAGAUACGUCGAGGACUGGCACAGCCGUCGGCCGUCCGAGAUGCAGCACAUCAUGUCGAUCCCCUCGUCCGACACGGAGCCCUUUCCCAAGAUACUGUACAGCAACCCGGCCGCGAUAUCGGGUAACCAACUAUACCACACGGCGUCUCUCCUCAUGUUACAGAACAGGCCAGCAUCGCUCCGGUUAUCCCCGAGACCUCGGUCAGCGCUCUGGCAUGCCAGGCAAAUAUGCGGAAUAUCAAUGACUAAUCACCACCACGGGGCCUGGACAAACAGCGUCCAGCCCCUUUGGAUUGCGGGACGUUGCAUGAGCCACCCCGCGGAGCAUCGUGCGAUACUACAGCUCCUGGAGAAGAUUGAAAAGGAGAGCGGAUGGGGCACCAAGUGGAGGGCAGAUGACCUGAAGGAGUUUUGGGGAGACUUGGGAGACGGUUAG